GUUCCCAGACCGUAGCGGCGGGCGGCGGUGGCGGAGCAGCCCUGCGCGGGCCAUGUCGUCUCCGCCCGUGGCGAGGGCGUCCCCCGGCGGGAAUCGGGAGGCGGCCGGCGGCCCGCUGAGCCGGAACCGGCCGUGGGAAGUGGGCGGCGGCGGCGGCGGCGAGCGGCUGGAGCGCGCGGGCGCGGACCCGCGGCGCCGGGAGCUGCUGGUCCGCGGCGGCGAGCUGCUGGCGCUGGGCGGCCACCUGAAGGGAGCGCUGGAGGCGUUCGCGGCCGCGCUGCGCCGCGGGGCCCCGGCCAGGCCCGAGCGCCUCGGGUCGCUAGUGGACUGCUUGGUGUUCAGCUACCGGCUCCGGCACGGGCUGCGCUGGAGCGCGGCGCCCGCGGCGGGCGCGGCCGGGCUGCUCAGCUGCCUGGGCUGCCGGGGCUUCCUGAGCGAGCCGGUGACCGUGCCGUGCGGCCACAGCUACUGCCGCCGUUGCCUGCGAAGGGAACUGCGAGCCCGCUGCCGCCUGUGCCGGGACCGCCUGCCGCCCGCCGCUGUCGCCGCCGCCGCCGCCGCCGCCGAGGGGACCCCGCGGCCGCCGCCCCUGGCCGCCGCCAUCGCCGACUUCCGAACCAGCGUCGUGCUCAACCACCUGGCGGAGAAGUGGUUCCCGGGCCAGCGCGAGCGCGCGCGGGCGGCCGGCCGCCUCGGGGAGCUGCUACACCAAGGGCGCUACCGAGAGGCCCUGGCCGCCGCCUGCGACGCCCUGCGAGCAGAGCCUAGUGACCUGACUCUCAAAAUCUACAGAGCAGAGUCCUAUGCUGGCCUCCAGGAGUUUAAGGCAGCCAUAGAGGACCUAAAUGCAGUUCUCUUCCAGCUUCCAAACUGGCCUGAGGUCUACUUCCGGAAGGGGAAGGUCCUCCAGGACGCCGGCUUCCUAGGCGAUGCCUUACAGCUCUUCCUUCAGUGCUUAGCCCUGGACGAGGACUUUGCCCCUGCAAAGCUACAAGUCGAAAAGAUCUUGUGUGACUUAUUGUCGCCUGAAAACUUGAAGGAAGGCCUGAAGGAGUCUUCCUGGAGCUCCUUACCGUGUAUUAAAAACAAACCUUUGGGUUUUCCUGCAGUGGUGGAAGAGCCUCCCUCUCCGGGGGAGCUUAGCCUGAGGCAGACUGAAGAGCGACCAGAGGACGCCCCAGUGCCUGUCAAAGGGAGUUUAAACCGUGCUCGGUCAGCACAAGCCAUCAGUGCAGCGCCAGUGCCUGCCAGAGAAGAUGGUCUGAAGCGCGUGUCCUCAGAACCUUUACUGUCCACUCAGGGAAAGGGCGUUCUGCUGAAAAGGAAGCUGUCUCUCUUAGAACAGGAUGUGAUUAUUAAUGAAGAUGGGAGGAAUAAACUUAAAAAGCAGAGUGAGUCCCCCCGUGAAGACUGUGUGUUGUCAUUAGCUUAUGGUGACAUCCCAGAAGAGUUAAUAGAUGUCUCCGAUUUUGAAUGUUCUCUCUGUAUGAGGUUGUUUUUUGAGCCAGUAACAACCCCUUGUGGACAUUCAUUCUGUAAGAAUUGUCUUGAGCGCUGUUUGGAUCACACGCCGUACUGUCCCCUCUGCAAAGAGAGCUUAAAGGAGUAUCUAGCAGACAGGAGGUACUGCGUCACCCAGCUGUUGGAAGAGUUAAUAGUGAAGUAUCUGCCGGAUGAGCUGUCUGAGAGGAAGAAAAUCUACGAUGAAGAGACUGCUGAGCUCUCACACUUGACCAAGAAUGUCCCAAUAUUUGUUUGCACUAUGGCCUAUCCCACUGUGCCUUGCCCUCUCCAUGUAUUUGAGCCCAGGUACAGGCUCAUGAUUCGAAGAAGUAUACAGACUGGAACCAAGCAGUUCGGGAUGUGUGUCAGUGAUACACAAAACAGUUUUGCAGAUUAUGGUUGUAUGUUACAAAUUCGAAAUGUGCAUUUCUUACCUGAUGGAAGGUCUGUGGUUGACACAGUUGGAGGAAAGCGGUUUAGAGUUUUAAAAAGAGGAAUGAAAGACGGAUAUUGCACUGCAGACAUUGAGUAUCUGGAAGAUGUUAAGAUUGAGAAUGGAGAUGAAAUACAGAGUCUGAGAGAGCUUCAUGACUUGGUGUACUCACAAGCCUGCAGCUGGUUUCAGAAUUUAAGAGAUAGAUUUCGCAGCCAAAUCCUUCAGCACUUUGGAUCGAUGCCUGAGAGGGAGGAAAACCUCCAGGCAACCCCCAAUGGACCUGCAUGGUGUUGGUGGCUGCUGGCAGUCCUUCCUGUGGACCCCCGGUAUCAGCUGUCCGUGCUGUCAAUGAAGUCCCUGGAGGAGCGGCUGACAAAGAUACAGCACAUUCUGACUUAUUUCUCCAGAGACCAGUCUAAGUGAUGGACCGCUUGGAUCUUCCUUAGCUUGCUCUUGGCCCCAAGGCUAAGAAGCGGUUGGAUCUCAUUUUAAAGUCACCCUAAUCUGGCUCGUGGAUGGCCAGAUUGUCCGCUGCCUUUGCACACCCAGUGCUGGUUUAAAAAAUUAAGGAAACUUUUUUUUUUUCCUUCAACCUCCUGAAUCUCGUGGAUCUGCAAAUGAGUACCUUCAACUGGGUCCCAGACCACUAAGAACUUGCACAGAAAACACACACUGAAUGUGUGUUAAACCUCUACAUUGUGAUGAAGUUGCACUAUGUACCAUAUUCUAACUGAACUAAGUACUCCGCGUGUGUAUGAUGUGUGCGUGUGUAUGCCUGUGUGAAUGCAAGCCGGCGUGC
This is a messenger RNA of Onychomys torridus (southern grasshopper mouse), 2738 nucleotides long. It is a transcript of the gene Lonrf1, whose product is annotated as LON peptidase N-terminal domain and ring finger 1. The transcript has 12 exons. Lineage: Eukaryota; Metazoa; Chordata; Mammalia; Rodentia; Cricetidae. Gene Ontology annotation, molecular function: metal ion binding; protein binding. Bases 53 to 2362 code for a protein of 769 amino acids. The record is from RefSeq and is a predicted model, not a curated record.